AGCAGUGGAAGGUUUUUGGGGGCUUGCUAGCAGCUCUGUGGCUUUGUCUCCAGUGAUGUUCCAGGUCUUUUCAGGAUUCCAGUAGUCCCUGUAAAAGAAUGGGAGCAGUACCAGCACCGAUCCUUGUCACACUUCUUCUCAGCCAAGUGCUCCAGCUUACACUGUGCUAUGAUGUUUUUAUCGAUAGUAAGAGGGCUUCUCAGGUUAUCCGAGUAAGGAGAGCAAACACACUCUUAGAGGAGCUGAAGCAGGGAAAUCUGGAGCGAGAGUGUGUGGAGGAGAUCUGUAGCAAUGAGGAGGCUCGAGAGGUGUUUGAGAUAAGUGACAAAACGGUUCAGUUUUGGGAGAAAUACUUAGCUUGUGAUGGCAACACUUUGAAGAGGACUCCAGACAAUAUUUCGAAAGUAAGAACGUGUGUGAAUAAAAAAGAUCACUGCUAUCUCAACACUGGUGAGCACUACAGUGGUGAUGUUAACCUCACUAUAUCUGGAAAGACUUGUCAAUACUGGAAAAGCAACUUCCCCCACAGAAUCAUUGAGAUUAAUCAAACACAGCUGAAACUUCCUGAGAACUUCUGCAGGAAUCCAGACAAGAGCCCUACUGGACCCUGGUGCUUCACCAGCGACCCCACUGUCAGGAGGGAGAAAUGUGCAGUGGCAAAAUGUGGAGAGACCUUGCAGCCAGUUCCAACCGUCAAAGUGGGGACUAUAGAGGAGCGCUAUGCUAAGACCAAAUGUAUUGCUGGCAAUGGAGAAACUUACACUGGAGAUCUGUCUGUGACUCUGGGUGGCCACACCUGCCUGGAGUGGAACUUGCCUAAGGUGAAGGCUUUGAGUGUGGGGAAGGAGUUCAAACCAGAUAUACAACUAGUGAAGAACCACUGCAGGAACCCCGAUGGAGAUCUGGAGGGACCAUGGUGCUAUGUGAAGAGUGCUGCUGGAACCAUCACUGUCGAUUACUGUAACCUAGAGCUAUGUGAUGCUCCCUUGGUAGGGAUGGUAGAACAGGACUCUGAUCGGAAGAGGACCACUACAGAGAAAAGAACUGCUUUCUUUAGCCCUCGCAGCUUCGGCCAAGGAGAAGAAGAGUGUGGAGUGCGCCCUCUAUUUGAGAAAGUAAGUAAAGCAGAUGGAACGGAGGUUGAACUGCUCAAAUCAUAUUCUAAAAGAAUUGUGGGAGGUGUUUCUGCUGAAGUAGGAAGUGCACCAUGGCAGGUGAUGUUGUUUAAGCGUAGCCCUCAGGAGCUUCUGUGUGGAGCCAGUUUGAUCAGUAAUGAGUGGAUCCUCACUGCAGCUCACUGCAUUCUUUACCCACCAUGGAACAAGAACUUCACCAUUGAUGAUAUUCUUGUUCGCCUUGGAAAACACAAUCGUGCUAAGUACGAGAGAGGUACUGAGAAGAUUGUGGCAAUCGAUGAGAUCAUUAUUCAUCCAAAAUAUAACUGGAAGGAGAAUCUUAACAGGGACAUCGCUCUGCUGCACAUGAAGAAACCUGUCACCUUCACUAAUGAAAUCCACCCUAUCUGCCUGCCCAGCAAAAGUGUCGCAAACUUAUUGAUGUCUGAGGGCUUCAAGGGUCGUGUGACAGGCUGGGGGAACCUGAAGGAGUCAUGGACAUCAAACCCACAGAAUCUGCCGGCAGUGCUGCAGCAGAUUCACCUGCCUAUUGUGAACCAGGACACCUGUCGCAAGUCUACCUCAAUCCGUGUCACUGACAACAUGUUCUGUGCAGGUUACAGCCCAGAGGACACACAGAGAGGUGAUGCAUGCGAAGGAGACAGUGGUGGACCAUUUGUAAUGAAGAAUCCUGAUGACAAUCGCUGGUAUCAGAUUGGUAUUGUGUCGUGGGGUGAGGGCUGCGAUCGGGAUGGUAAAUACGGAUUUUACACCCACCUGUUCCGCAUGCGCCGCUGGAUGAGGAAGGUCAUUGAAAAAUCAGAUUCUGCAGAUGAUGACUGAUGUCCUUAUGAAUAUGCAAGAGCCAAAUAUGUCUCUUUUUGGGAUUUGUCCAACUGAAAUAAAAGUGCAAAUAAAAGUUGAUUAAUCUGAAA
Messenger RNA from Astyanax mexicanus (Mexican tetra), 2050 nucleotides. RefSeq names its product coagulation factor II (thrombin) (gene f2). The transcript has 14 exons. Gene Ontology annotation, molecular function: calcium ion binding; serine-type endopeptidase activity. Gene Ontology annotation, biological process: positive regulation of blood coagulation; platelet activation; proteolysis. The coding region runs from base 99 to 1958 and encodes 619 amino acids. NCBI's taxonomy places the organism in Eukaryota, Metazoa, Chordata, Actinopteri, Characiformes, Acestrorhamphidae. Gene Ontology annotation, cellular component: extracellular region. The record is from RefSeq and is a predicted model, not a curated record.